Penicillium bovifimosum is the source of this 4113-nucleotide messenger RNA. Its product is annotated as putative SNF2 family helicase/ATPase. NCBI's taxonomy places the organism in Eukaryota, Fungi, Ascomycota, Eurotiomycetes, Eurotiales, Aspergillaceae. The coding region runs from base 1 to 4113 and encodes 1370 amino acids. Gene Ontology annotation, molecular function: ATP-dependent chromatin remodeler activity; ATP binding; ATP hydrolysis activity. Gene Ontology annotation, cellular component: nucleus. The record is from RefSeq and is a predicted model, not a curated record. The transcript has 3 exons.
AUGACCUCAAUGAAAGACCCCGUCGACUGGACAGUCGAUGAGGUUGUUCGAUUUGUUUGUCAUGAGCCGGCAGAUGAAUGGUCCCGUAACCUGGCGCGCCCGGAUCUUCAGGCCCUAGAGAUCGCUCUGCGAGAGAACCUUAUCUCGGGUUCAGCUUUUCUCAAGCUCACUUAUCCGAUGGUGAAAGACCUAGGGAUCUCUAUCAUUGCAUACUGUCAGUAUGUCUUGGCUGCCAGUGAAUCGCUCCAACGUCGAUCACUGGAACUUCGCUUGGCUCAGCAGCAGCGUCGUCUUGAGACCCCUGCUGCUUCUGCCAAUCCGACUGCCUUACUUGAUGAGCUCUCAUGGGAUCUGGUGCCUAAGGAAACAACUCGCCGAGUGGAAACUACGCUAGUCACGCAACCUCUGGAGCCUUCUCUUCCCGAGGCCCGCCCACUUGAGGAACAACUUGGUUCGAAGCCUGCCUUUGGACAAGAAGACUUCUUUGAUAGGCUUUUGAGGAGUUACCCUCCGGAGGAUGACAACCUCGUUCCAGUGCUCGGAGAAUCCGACUCCGAGGACUAUUAUGACUCAGAGCUCGAGGAGGACGAAGUGCGAGGACCUCCUGAGACCCACGACCCCAGUACUUCUGGACAUCCCGAAUCUCCCGAGAAGCUCACAAUCAAUGAUGUCAAUGCUGUCAUUGACGCAUACAUUGCUGAGCAUGAAACGUACUUUACAACGACUCGGUUGCCAAGAGAAGAGUACAUGGCAUUUGCCCUCUGGACCUUGGGACAAAAGAGACCCGAAACAACCGAUGUCUUUCUGAAGCGGUAUGCUCACCUUGAAAAACGUCUUCUUGAACUUCGUAAAGCCCUCUGCGUGGCUGAACAUUCAUGCCGCUCGUCUUUACAAAAAGCAUGUGCCUGUCUCGAUCAGACUCUAUCAGAGAUGUGCUUGAAUAGAUGGCAAGUCUCCAUUCUCAAGAAAGUCGACCCUCCGCCCAAGAUCGCUCGCCCGCCCCGCAUUCCGCGGGUAGCAAAAGUCAAAGAAACCUCAGACGGCGAGGAGACUCUAAGUUCCGACUUCGACUCUGACCGUGAUUCGGAUUUCAUCGAUCCAAGUGAGGACGGCUUGGAAGACGAAGACGAAGAAGAUGUAGUCAUGGCGAUGGAUAGCGAGUCCGAGCAAUCAGACGGCAACCAUCUUGAAGGUAUGUAUGAAACCAUGGCGAUGGAUAGCGAGUCCGAGCAAUCAGACGGCAACCGUCUUGAGGGUAUGCAUGAAAUCCCCAAAGAUGGGGUCCCUGAAGAGGAAUCGAACUUACGCCCCGAUCUUCUACACGGGCCAUUUCGUGAAACGUCUUCUCCGGCUGAGGACGUCAGCCAUCUAUAUUUUGAAGAUGAGGUUCACAAUCACAGCCCCCCAGCCGCCAAGAGGCGCCGCCUGGAGGCAGAGACCCCCGCUGCCGACCCAGCUACCACGAAAGAGCCCGAAAGCAGGUUGACCUUGACAGGCGUGAGGGACAGUGAAACUGAAUAUGCUCUCACUGCGCUUACAGCUGCCAAUUCCCUGACGUGGGAGGAUGUCGAGAGGAGUGGAAACCUGGCCUAUUUGGUAGCGAAAGCCUUGUCAUGUGAACGGAAGCAGGAAGCUCUUCGGCUUUUCGACUUCCUCGAGAAGUUUAUCGAUCUCCUGUUUGAAGAAUUCACACGAGAAGUCUUACAGGCCAUGUCUGGAGAUAGGCAGGCUCUCGAUGGGUGGGAGGCCGACGACGCCCGUUCAGUGAUACUGAUGAGAGUGAACACCGCCCUUGCCUUGCUCGAAGACGAGCACGACGAGUUCACUCCAUUCUUCCAAUGCCUAAAAGGUCUCGCUCAGGGCUACAGGCUAUGGGCCUCUUCGUCGUCUCAGGCUCAACUCCUCGAAGAGGAAGCCGCGGUUCAGCCCAUUGAAGAGGAAGGUGACGUGCAGCAGGACGAGGAAACCGCGGUUCAGCCCGACGAAGGGGAGGCCGUGCAUCAGCCCAACAAAGAAGCCACCUCGUGGCACCCAUCAAGCAAGCGAAAGAGGGCCACCAACCGAAACUUCACUCUGGUUCAGAGGGAGGCACAGCAACGACAGGAAUUGCAAGAAGAGGCCAAAAAGGCCUUGCAGGGAUUGCAACUUUCUCACAGAGAUGUCAACUCGGAAUCCACCCGGCAUCCUGUCACUUUCGAAGAUCCAGUCAUCUAUCUUGACCCUCAUAUUGGCGAUCGUGUCAAACCUCAUCAGCUCCAUGGUAUUCAAUUCUUGUUUCGAGAGAUUGUUCAGAACGAAAGACCGGAAGGGAUCUCACUUCUAGUUACAAUUUCUGCUGCCGGUGCCUCCCCAAACCCCGCCAUACGUGACCAAAUCCCCGAAGAAAUGCGGCAAUGCAAAGCUUUGGUACUGUGCCCGGCAUCCCUCAUUGUAAAUUGGUGCAAUGAAUUCGAGAUUUGGGCCCCUCCGCAUCACAAUCUUGGCAAAAUCCGCCCCAUCUUACCGAAAACAUCGGCCUGGGCAACACUUGACCGAACUGAAGAUAUCAACGCGUGUAAUAAUGAGGGCGGUGUACUGAUAAUCAGUUACGACAUAUUCCGCAAGAUUGUUGGCACCACCCCUGAAAUUAUCAAGAAUAGCGGACGAGAAUUGGCAAUGCAAAAUGUCCAGAAUUGGUUGCUAAAUGGCCCAACUUUGGUGAUUGCGGACGAGGCUCAAACUCUCCGCAACAGCAGCAGCCUCAUUGCUGGAGCAGCCUCUCGAAUCCGUACCCACAGACGGAUCGCCCUCACUGGCACGCCAUUGUCGAACGGGUUGAAAGAUUAUUAUGCCAUGCUUGACUGGGUGGCGCCCGGGUACCUGGGAACACGCUCGCACUUUGGCGAUAGAUUCAUCGAGCCAAUUGAGAAUGGCUCAUACAUCGACAGCACCAAGUCCGAGCGAAGACUAGCGCUUCGGCGCCAGGAGCUGUUGCUUCGGAUCAUCAGUCCAAAGGUAGAUCGGGCGGACAUGUCCGUACUGGCGACAGAUUUGCCACCAAAAUACGAGUUCUCGUUUUAUUUUGAACUGACAAAAACCCAAAAAGACUUAUAUGAUCUCUUUGUUAAAGUCGUUCAAUCAGAAGCCUCAGUGAGUGUGCGCACCAGGCUUUGGUCCUGGUUGAACCUCCUGGAGCUUUGUUGUGUGCAUCCGGCCGUGUUCAGGGCACAGCUGGACAGGCGAGAAACCCAGGGUACUGGCGAUGAUCACAUACAGAGCCCCGGCUUAGCUCCGCAAAACAGACCCGACUUGGACAUGCCCACUGCGCAGAACGUUCUUCCACUAUCGAGCUCAUUUGAAAUGCAAGCAUGGCUCGGUACGGUUCCUGACUUGCUUUCGCCGAACCUAUCUAGUCGGGUCAUCAUACUCGGAGAAAUUGUCCGACAGGCAAUCGCGCUCGGGGAUAAAGUUCUCGUUUUCUCGUCCAGUAUUCCUACACUGGAUUAUCUGGAAAGGUUCAUGGGCCAAAUGGGUUGGAAAUCAUUCCGCGUGGACGGAAAAGUGCCUGCGGUUCAACGUAGUGGGAUGAUAGAGAGCUUCAACAAAGAUACUACAUCCCAUGUCUUCCUUCUCUCCACCCAUGCUGCUGGGAUUGGGUUGAACAUCGUGGGUGCAAACCGGGUUGUGAUCUUUGAUUUCUCCUUCAAUCCCACUUGGGAGGAGCAAGCAGUCGGGCGUGCCUACCGCAUCGGUCAGAACAAAAAGGUGUAUGUUUACCGGCUGGUUUCCGGGGGUACCGUCGAAGAGAAAAUAUACGGUACAUCCAUCUUCAAGAAGCAACUCGCAUGCCGCGUCGUUGAUAGGAAGAAUGUCGCUCGCGAGGGCACCGCGAGUGGCUUGCAAUAUCUCGUUCCCUGGCAGCCAAGCCAACGACGAGGGGGUAUCGAACCCCAGGCUCAUGCCUGUGAUCCUGAGAUGAUGAAGGCGCUCAUGGGAUCUGAGUGCGCCGAUUACAUUCUCAAAGUCCGGCUCUCGUGGGACGAGAUUGACCCGGACGAUCUGCUCACUGCGGAGGAUAAUCAGGUCGUUGAGAGGGAGUGGUGCGAAAGGAUGGGGCUCCCUCCGCCCAGCUAA